Molecule: messenger RNA, 2055 nt
Organism: Patiria miniata (bat star)
Lineage: Eukaryota; Metazoa; Echinodermata; Asteroidea; Valvatida; Asterinidae
Product: putative leucine-rich repeat-containing protein DDB_G0281931
Source: RefSeq, a predicted model, not a curated record
AUGGGAGGCUUUUACCAAAUCAAGACUGGACAAGUAGCAGAUACAUCACAGCCCAUCAAGUGUCAAAAAUGCAACAAUGGAACCUACGUCACCCCAGCUGCUCACCCUGGUAUCAGCCCUGCAGAUUGCACCGUGUGUCCUACAGGUACCAAUAAAAGUCUCCAUGCAGGGUUCCGCGCAUGCUUUUGUCUCGAUAAGUACUACCGGAAAGAUCGGUUUGAUGAGUGUUAUCCUUGCCCAGACGAAGGUCUUGACUGUUCAGAGGAGUAUCAACACCUCUUACCUGGAUUCUGGUGGACUUGGGACUGGGGCUCAAACGACAACUACAAAGCAUAUCAACAUUUCGUUGUAAACAUCAGGAGCAGAAGUGAUUCCUUCAAUAGCAGCACGCAGCAUUUUAGGGGAGUGGUGCCUAAGGUACAUCCGUGUCCACGUAAGGAGUCUUGUUUGAAUGAAGGUGAUGGUAUCAAUGUCACUUGUGAGGUUGGUUAUGAAGGUUGGCUUUGCUCUGAAUGCAGUGUGGGGUACUAUGCGUGGUUUGAUCGUUGUAAUGUGUGCCCAAAGUGGUGGUGGUUCUUACUUGAAGUCGUUCUGUUGUUGGUAGUGUUGGCAGUGGUAAUACUCGUCAUCGCUUGGGAUGUGCGGAGAAAUCGGAGAAGAGGACGGUCAGCCAUUGAUGUGAUCUUUGCUCGGGGGAAAAUCUUGCUGGGUUUCUAUCAGGUAAUGGGCGAGAUAUUCUCUGCCCUUGACGAAAUUCCCUGGCCAAAUAUUCUUAACAAGUUUGGGUCUUUUUUGAAACUACUGGAGAUGAAUAUUGUCCAACUGGUCAUCAGUCCCCGCUGCUACUUUCCAGACUUCACCUACCGCAAUGUGUACAUUGAGUAUUUGUUUGGGAUGAGCUUAGUUGCAUUUGUUAUGUUGGUUGCAUUGUGUUUCUAUUGGGUCUCGAAGUGCUACAUGUACUUGGCGGCAAAGAAAUACACCGAUGAAGAACGUAUCAAGGUUUCAUCAACUACGAAGCAGAAAUGUUACCUGUUUGUCGUUAUGCUUCUCUUUGUGUCAUAUCCUGGCCUGUCCAGUGUUAUCUUCACCCUCUUGCCUUCUGGCUGCGACCUGUUCUAUCUUGAUGAGAAUGAAACAUACAAUUCUACAAGACUUCGAUCAGAUUACUUUAUUGAUUGUCAAGAUGAGCAGCAUGUUCAUUUCAACCAUGCUGCCGAGGCUUCUCUCUGUUACGUUGUUGGCUUUCCGUCCUUGCUGUUUGUAUUUCUGUGGAGAAGCAACAGACAAGACAAGAGGAAAAAUUCGCUGGAGCAGCCUCUGGUUGAAUCGUCAGUAAAUGAUCCCAGUUACUACAGUGUCAAUAAUCCAACUAUGUCGACAGUAAAUGAAGAUGAUUCCUCACUUAAUCAAUCAUGCAUCAACCUCCUAAAUCCCAUACAGCAAAGUCAGGCGGAUAUCAGCUGGAAAAAUUUCCUCAGUGGAAACUACAAAGCAGAGUUCUGGUAUUGGGAAAUUGUUGAGCUCUCUCGUAAGAUAAUUCAAACACUGUUUGUGCUGCUGUACGGCCCAGAUGAUCACUUCACCAUGUUUGCAACCAUCGCCAUAUCUGUUGGGUUCCUGCUCCUACAUGCAUAUGUGAGACCAAUGAAAGAUGCCACCGAUAACCGACUACAGAUGUGUUACCUGGCAACAAUCUUCCUGAAUCUCUUGGCAGCUUCCUUGCUCCUCUCAACUGGAGGUAGCACAGGGAGAACCGAAGUCCUUGCGGUUAUCCUGGUUCUGAUGAACUUCAGCAUCAUUGUUUUUGUCAUAGUGAGUCUUCUCUGGAUUGUGAUGAAGUCACUGUGGCGCCGUGGGUGCUGUAGCAGUAUGGCAGCAUGCAUUGCUAAAGCCUGUUGCUGGUGCUAUCGACACGAGUCAUUGGAUAGGCAAGGCAACGACAUUCAUCUCAUGAUGACCAGCGUGAGUUAUCAUUCGUUUGAUGUUGACGAAGACUAUGCAGAAAUGCCUUUUGAAGAUAUCAUAUCAGAACAUUAUCACAAGGUUGAGUAA